Molecule: messenger RNA, 3423 nt
Organism: Vombatus ursinus (common wombat)
Lineage: Eukaryota; Metazoa; Chordata; Mammalia; Diprotodontia; Vombatidae
Gene: AACS
Product: acetoacetyl-CoA synthetase
Exons: 18
Coding region: 26-2044 (672 amino acids)
Biological process (GO): positive regulation of insulin secretion; lipid metabolic process
Cellular component (GO): cytosol
Molecular function (GO): acetoacetate-CoA ligase activity
Source: RefSeq, a predicted model, not a curated record
CGGGCCCGGCCCCAGAGCCCCAGCCAUGUCCAAGGAGGCGCGGGCCGGGCACGAGAAGAUCAUGGAGGCGCAGGUUAUGUGGGAGCCCGACGGCAAGAGGAACGCGCAGAUGGACUGCUUCCGGGCGGCCGUGCGCUGUGGCCGCGGGCCAGCGCUGGCCAAUUAUAAUGAAUUGUAUCAGUGGUCAGUGGAUUCAUACUCAGAUUUCUGGGCAGAGUUCUGGAAAUUCAGUGGAAUUGUCUUCUCUCGUAUGUAUGACGAGGUUGUUGAUCCAUCGAAGGGAAUUGCUGAUGUUCCUGAGUGGUUCAAAGGCAGUCGUCUGAAUUAUGCUGAAAACCUUCUGAAGCACAAGGAAAACGACAAGAUUGCCCUGUAUGCUGCAAGGGAAGGCAAAGAGGAAAUUGUAAAGGUGACUUUUGGAGAGUUAAGACAACGGGUGGCUUUGUAUGCUGCAGCUAUGAGGAAAGUUGGAGUGAAAACAGGAGACAGGGUGGUUGGCUAUUUACCAAACAGUGUUUAUGCAGUGGAAGCGAUGCUGGCUGCAGCAAGCAUUGGGGCCAUUUGGAGUUCGACAUCCCCGGACUUUGGAGUGAAUGGUGUACUGGACAGGUUUUCCCAGAUUCAGCCGAAACUUAUCUUCUCUGUUGAAGCUGUCGUAUAUAAUGGCAAAGAACACAGCCAUAUGGAAAAGCUGCUCCGGGUUGUUAAAGGGCUUCCUGACUUGAAAAAAGUGGUGGUGAUACCAUAUGUGGGCUCCGUUGAGAAGAUUGACAUUUCGAAGAUUCCUCAUAGCGUAUUUCUAGAUGACUUCCUUGGAUCAGAGAAAGGAGACCAAGCCCCCCAGCUGGAGUUUGAGCAGCUGCCUUUCAGCCACCCCCUUUUUAUUAUGUUUUCCUCGGGUACCACUGGAGCUCCCAAGUGCAUGGUGCAUUCCGCUGGGGGCACCCUACUCCAGCAUCUCAAGGAACACAUUCUUCAUGGAGACACAACCAGCAAUGACAUCAUCAUGUACUAUACCACAAUUGGCUGGAUGAUGUGGAAUUGGCUGGUGUCUGUGCUUGCAACAGGAGCUUCUGUGGUCUUGUAUGAUGGUUCUCCCUUGGUCCCAACAGCUAAUGUGCUCUGGGAUUUGGUGGACAGACUAGGGAUCACAAUUCUUGGAACUGGGGCCAAGUGGUUGUCAGUACUUGAAGAGAGAAACUUGAAACCAGUGGAAACUCACAAUCUUCAGACUCUUCACACUAUCCUGUCUACAGGGUCCCCUUUAAAAGCCCAAAGCUAUGAGUAUGUUUACAAAUAUAUAAAAAGGAAUGUCCUCCUUGGAUCUAUCUCAGGUGGCACUGAUAUAAUUUCCUGUUUUAUGGGUCAAAAUGUUUCAAUUCCAGUUUAUAAAGGAGAAAUUCAGGCCAGGAAUCUGGGCAUGGCAGUGGAAGCAUGGAGUGAGGAAGGAAAGGCAGUCUGGGGUGAGAGUGGUGAACUGGUUUGUACCAAACCGAUACCCUGCCAACCUACAUACUUCUGGAAUGAUAAGAAUGGUAUCAAAUACAGGAAGGCUUAUUUCUCUAAGUUCCCAGGUGUUUGGGCCCAUGGUGACUACUGUAAAAUAAAUCCCAAAACUGGAGGGAUCAUCAUGCUUGGUAGGAGUGAUGGUACACUCAACCCUAAUGGAGUCCGUUUUGGCAGCUCUGAAAUUUAUAAUAUUGUUGAAGCCUUUGAGGAAGUCAUGGACAGCCUCUGUAUCCCACAGUACAACAAGGAUGGGGAAGAGAGAGUGAUCCUGUUCCUGAAGAUGGUUCCUGAGCACUCAUUCAGUCAGGACUUGGUGAAGAGGAUUAAGGAUGCCAUUCGCCUUGGCUUGUCAGCCAGGCAUGUCCCCAGCCUCAUUCUGGAGACCAAAGACAUCCCGUAUACAAUUAAUGGGAAGAAAGUGGAAGUUGCGGUGAAACACAUCGUUGCUGGGAAGUCAGUGGAACAGCGUGGCUCUUUCUCCAACCCUGAGUCCUUAGACUUGUACCAGAAUAUUCCUGAGCUUCAGAAUUUCUAAACGUGACUGAAUUGUGCAUCUCUCUGACACACAUUUGUACAUAGAACUCUCCUAUCUUCAAAAAUCAUUUAAAUACUGAGGAUUCUUUCACAAAGGAAACUUACACAAAGUACUUUAUAAGUGGUAGAGGUAAAUGAUUUCCCUCUUGAGCAGUUGAGAUCUUUUAUCCUGCAUCUUUGACAACUUGGAGGGUAAUCCUAGAUUUUAGAGGAAAAGGUAGCUUUGGGGGUGGGGUUAUUUAUCUAUAUGUAUAUCUAGGAAAGAGAGACUUUGAAUGUGUGUAUGACUACACACGCAAACACACAAACACACAUAAACUGUAUAUAGGAGUGCACGUGUAUAUGUUAUGACCAUCGUUCAGUGACAGGAUGAUGUCCAAGAGGAAAUUGAGGGCCUGGCUGGUGGUCUAGGUAAACUGAAAUACUAUCAAAUAGUUCCUUAUCCUGAGGGGUGACAGAGAUUUUAGAUUCACGAUGAGAGCUUUCAAGUGGAUCUGCUGAAUGAUCUUGUUCAUUCCUCAAGGGGAAGGUGAACCUCAGGACUUUAAUAAUGUAGCUUAUGUUUUACUCUGCACCUUGGACAGUUCCUCAGGAGAUGCUGAUUUCUCAUUGAGCAUCAGCAGGUCCUUAGACGGGUCUAGGUGUAGCUCUAGUCCCAGAGCUGUUCGUAGCUGAUUGCUACAAACUCUGCAGCUGAGUGACUGUUAGACUGUGUUAGAUAUGCCUGUGCUAGUAUGUCAUAGCUCAUUGAACCAGAUUUGUGAAAAGCCUGUGCUUUCCCAUUGACAAAUGGAUUUUAAUAUUUCAUAGGACUUUCCUAUUGAAUUGAUUUUUAAUUUUUAGUAGUUUAAAAAAGUUUAAAUGUAAUUGUGAAGUGUUGGGUUUGUAUGUUUUGGUGAUAGACAUUUGUACCACUGGGUGAUGUUUCCUUUUCUGGAAGUACGAAUAGAAACAUUGUGUAAUGUUUUUAGCCUUGGUGAUGAAGUGUGUCCUUCUAGCGCUGGGGCUGGCCCUGGAUUCUGGGAGAGAUGGAGGUGGAGGUGCCCAGUAGCCUUUGUGCCCUCAGGAAAAUACUCCUUCAGUUUCUGAUAUUAUUGUAUUUUCUGGAUAUGUUGAUUUCUUUAGUUUCAUGUUGCAAUUUCAUUAUUAGAGCUUCCCAUGUUACACCAACAAAUUAUUUUGGUGAACUCUUUAUUUUAUCCUGUUAUGAAUUUUACAAACUCUAUUACUCGUUUUUGUAUUUUUUUUUUCAACAGAGCACAAUGUUCCGAGUGAAAUUAAUCUUUUGAGUUCUUUUUUUCUUCCGGGUUAUAAUACAAAGGGGGAAAGUGCUGUUAGGAAUAUGGUGCAACAAAUAAAUGAAUAUAUCUAUAUAUUAUA